ACUUUCCUUUCUCUCUGGCUUCACUCUGUUUGAUUGUUCAAGCCAAAAAGAUCAACCCUUUUUUUUGUAAUGGCUACUUCACUUACACUCUUGACUCCAAAUACUAAUAACCCAACAGCAAAAGCCUUGGAAGAUGAAGCUAGACCAGCUGUGGGGUUUGUGAAGAGCAACAAAGGAAGGAAACCAACUGGGAAAGGUCCAUACCAAAAGAAACAGCCACAAAGAGGCAUGGGAGUGGCUCAACUUGAACGUUUAAGGCUCCAAGAAAAGUGGAAGAAAAUGACUGAAGCAACGACAACAACGAUCACUACACCAACAACCCAGUUUCCUUCUGACCCUAUUGGGACUACUAAUGUUCCUGUGCUUCAUGGUGUAGCGAACUAUGGUGUUCCCAUGAUGAUCAAUGGUGGGAAUGGGGGUUUAUUGGGUUGGGGUGACACAGCUGGUUUGGUGAUGCAAAGGGCUGUUGGAAAUGGAGGGUUUGGUGGGUUGAAUGGUCAGGUUUUGGUUGGAGCUCCUGGUAGUGUUCAGGUUGCUUGUGGUGCUGGUGUUGUGGAGGCUUCUAAAGAGCUCUCUUCAAUGCCAAAGUUACAGCAUUGUAAGCCUGAUCGUUGUGAUGUUUGCUUUAAGAAGAAGCGCUGUAAUGGGGACAAUGUAAGGUUUAAUGGAGGGUUCAACCAAUUUGGACAAAUUUUGCCCAACAAAGGAGACCAUUUUCUAGGAUGGAACCAGGAAAACAAUCAAAACAUCAAUGAAGAGAUAAAUGGAUUCAGUGCUAGAGCUGCGAGGAGUGCUGCAGCCUAUGCAGGCCACAUGAACAUCAAUGAGACUGUGGAGGUGGUGGCAAUUCACAGGAAAGGAAGCUCUAUGGGCACCGGAAGUGUUCUCAUGGAGUAUGAAUUCUUCCCAGGGAAAAGUAGCAGAAGCACUUCUUCCAAGGAAUGGGAAUUGCCUGCAGAAGCUUCAGUUGCAGUGGGUGGUGAAGCUUCUUAUGCUAAUGCUUCUAAUUGUGUUGAUUUGUCCCUCAAGCUUUCAUAUUAGAACCACAUUGAAAUGUCUGGUUUUGGCUUUGUUGGUUUACUGUUACAUUGAUUUGGGUGUAAUUAAUGAGUUUGAACCCAAAUCCCAAAUACAGCUUUAAAGUUUC
Theobroma cacao (cacao) is the source of this 1147-nucleotide messenger RNA. It is a transcript of the gene SPL, whose product is annotated as sporocyteless (SPL). Gene Ontology annotation, molecular function: DNA-binding transcription factor activity. The record is from RefSeq and is a predicted model, not a curated record. NCBI's taxonomy places the organism in Eukaryota, Viridiplantae, Streptophyta, Magnoliopsida, Malvales, Malvaceae.